AAUAAAUUAAAGCGCCAAAAUUGUUUUUAUUCCAAUGUUUUUUCAUCGGACGGGUUGCAGUUUUUGGACGUUCCUGUCGGAGUUGAAGCAGUCGACGAGGACCGAAAUGUGUUGCUUGCGCGAUGUACUAAGCCAUUUCACACGUACCUAAUAGCGAGAGGUGGCUGCGGUGGAGAUGCAAGGAAUAAUUUCAAGGGCGAAAGAGGUGAACAGUUGAAUGUCUCUCUUCACUUGAAACUCCGUCCCAAUGUGGGACUCGUUGGAUUUCCAAAUGCUGGCAAAUCGACGUUGAUGAAAGCGUUUGUGCCACGGAAAAGCAUCAAAAUCGCUCCCUAUCCCUUCACAACGACCAAACCACAAGUGGCAUUCUGGACCGUGGACAAGGGGAAAAAAGAAGUAGAGAGCGACUUCACAUUGUCUUUUGCUGAUCUCCCUGGAUUGAUUGAAGGCGCAUCUCAAAAUCGCGGAAAAGGAUAUAAAUUUCUGAAACACCUGGAAUACUCUGAUAUUUUGUUACUGAUUGUGGAUUGUAUGGGAUUCCAACUAUCCAACAAACUAAAUGAACCUUUCAGAUCUCCAAUCGAGGUAGUCGCCCUUCUGAAUCGUGAACUCGAAAACUACGACAGAAAGUUGGUUCAAAAACCAGCAGUUCUUCUCUUCAACAAAAUUGAUAUUGCUCCAGAGGGGGUACCUGAAAAACUGGUGGAGAAAAUGUCCGGCAUGGACUGGCCUCGGCAUGUUCCCGAACAGUACCGCCCCGCUAUACCACUGAUAUUUGACUAUGUCCUUCCUGUGUCAGCAAAAUUGGGUGAAGUCGAAGAAGUGAAAAAAGCUCUCAUUCGGGUAUACAAAGGGCUUCGACCUUCGAUGAUCCCAGAAUCAACGUUUGAUGAUCUUGAUAAAACUUUAUUAUGA
Molecule: messenger RNA, 915 nt
Organism: Ostertagia ostertagi
Lineage: Eukaryota; Metazoa; Nematoda; Chromadorea; Rhabditida; Trichostrongylidae
Source: the annotation of a GenBank genome assembly